This is a messenger RNA of Closterium sp. Naga37s-1, 3069 nucleotides long. The record is from the annotation of a GenBank genome assembly. Lineage: Eukaryota; Viridiplantae; Streptophyta; Zygnematophyceae; Desmidiales; Closteriaceae.
AUGGCGGGCGGCGGCGCGAGGACGCAGAAGAACAAGGCGCACAAGUCGCGCUUCGGUGCCAAGAGCCAACGCGCGUUGCACAAGGUCGCCAAGGCGUCAGACGGCGGAGCAGCAGGGGCAGCGCGCGGGGGCGCGAAGGGCAAGGGGAAGGGCCAUGGCGCCGUCGCGAAGGCCGAGAGGCUCAACCGCAACAAGCUGCUGCGGGACAGCAAGCGGGCAAGCGUGCUGGCGGCCAAGCGGGCACUCUCUGCUUCCUCCACGCCGCCCCGCGUCGUGCUGCUGAUUGGUUUAUCUCGCCAGGUGGACGUGGCUCACCUGGCAGAUACGUUCGUUGAGGCAUGCGCUGCCUCAGGUGCCUCUCAGUCUGCAGGCGCCCAAGCAGCAGCAGGGCAGGGAAUGGAGGUGGAAGGGGGCCAUGUGGAGGGCAGUGUGAAGGCUCAGGGAGUGGGGGGGGUGCGCCUGGUGGCUCUGUCCAAGCUCAGGGCGCGCUUUGCUGUCGUGCCGUGUCCUCCGGGGGAUCUUCUGCGAUGCCUCGAGCUCAUCAAGAUCGCAGACGUGGUAAUCUUCGCAUCUACAAUCGCCCCCAUCGACCCCCUCCCUCCCACCACUCCGUCAGCCCUCUCCACCUCCUCGCUCCACACCCAUGCCACCUCACACUCCCACACUCACUCCCUGCGCACCACUACCACCAACAAAUCCUCUGCCUCCGCCUCCUCCCCUUCGUCUGCGGCCUACAUUGACGACUGGGGCCGCUCAGCCCUCUCUGUGGCCCGGGCGCAGGGCCUGCCACUCCAGGUCGCCCUCGCUUCCAGCCUCUCCUCUCCGGCUUUUGCUGCCUCCUCCUCUUCCCUCGCCGCCUCCUCGCUUGCUCCAUCCUCCUCUGCAUCUGCUCUUUUUAGAGAUUCGAUGCUCCCGUUGAGUCAGCAGCAGCAGCAGGGCCAGCAGAAGGCAGGGGGCGGGGAGGGGAAGAGGCACGGGGAGCAGAGGAAGGGCGCUCUGGCGGUGCUGGGAGGGGAGUUUCCUAAAGGCACUUGCCAUGUGUUUGGAGUCGACUCUCUUACUGAGAUGGCACCGGUGGUGCGGCACAUAGCGGAGCAUCGUCCCGUCACUCCUGGCUGGCGCACUCACCGCCCGUACCUCGUGGCACACAAUUUUGACUUUAUCCCCGGCGCAGCCGACACAGGCGCUGCAGCAGCCACUGGCACGUUGCGAGUGGUGGGCUACGUGCGUGGCCACGGGAUCAACGUGAACCAGCUGGUGCACAUUACAGGCGUGGGCGACUUUCAGCUGGCUCAGAUUGACCAAGUGCCCGACCCCUGUGCUGCUGGCGAGCAUGGGAGGCCGGGGGGGAGGGGCGGUGGGAGCAAGGGGAAGGAGAAGAAGAAAGGGGGGACGACGAAAGAGGGAAUGGAGGUAGAGGAGGGAGAGGAGGGGGAGGAGGGGGAAGUGGAGGAAGAGGGGGAGGAGGAGGAGGAGGGGGGAGUGAGGGUGUUGGCUCGGUCGAGUGCAGAUCUGAGGGAUCCCCUUGUGGUUCUCAACACACUCGAUCCGCUGGCAGGCGAACAGACGUGGCCGACAGAGGAGGAAAUGACAGCAGCAGAGGCGGAGGAGAGGAAGAGAGCAGAGAGCAAGGCCCUGGGCGGGGGAGGAGGGAAGGAGGGGAAGGGUGGCGCCAGGCGCAUUCGGGUGCCGAAAGGAACCUCCAGUUACCAGGCGGCAUGGAUGCAAGGUGGUGACGAGGAGGAGAGCGAGGGGGAAGAGGAGGACGGGGAGGAGGGACAGGAUGGAGAGGAGGGAGAGGAGGCGAUGGAGGAGGGAGAGGAGAGGGAUGGGGGUGAGCAGGGAGGAGCAGAGGAGGAGGAGGAGGGGUCGGGGAGUGAUUGGGAGGAGGUGGAUGAGGAUGAUGGUGUGGGAGGGGAGAGGCUAGAAGGAGGCAGCACCCACGAUGGGCUCAUGGAGGAGGAUGAUGCAGAGGGGGAGGCGGAGAAGAGGGCGCGGGCACAGUGGGAGGAGAUGAAGCGACUGAGGACACAGCAGCAGGAGGACCAGGAAUUCCCCGACGAGGUGGACACACCUGACGACAUCCCGGCCCGCCAGCGCUUUGCCAAGUACCGCGGACUCAAGUCCUUCCGCUCCUCGCCGUGGGACCCCAAGGAGUCCCUCCCCCCCGAAUACGCGCGCAUCUUCUCCUUUGACAACUGGAAAAGGACGCAGAAGGCCGCGGAGGAGCGGGCGGCAGCAGUGGAUCGGGGCGAGGUGCCCGGGUCGGUUGGGGCGGGGACGUUUGUCAGGUUGCACAUUAUGAACGUGCCAUGCUUCGAAGCAGAGCGUCUGCAGCACGAGGCGACCAAACGUGGGCUGCCACUUGUCGUGACGGGGCUGCUGCAGCACGAGACGCGCAUGACAGUGCUGCACUUCUCAGUCAAGAAGUCCGACUCCUUCGCCCCCCCCAUCAAGUCCAAGCAGCGCCUCCUCUUCCACUGCGGCUUCCGAAGGUUCUACUCUCGCCCCACCUUCUCAACGGAUGACAUCAAUCUCGAUAAGCACAAGUUCGAGCGCUUCCUGCACCCCGGAAGGUUCGCGGUAGCUUCCAUCUUCGCACCCACGCUCUUCCCGCCGCUCCCCCUCCUCGUCUUCGCCGACCCGUCUGCGGCCAAUCAGCACACAGGAGAGGGUGUGGGGGGAGGGAGUGUAGGAGGGAGUGUGGUGGGGGGAAGUGUGGUGGGGGAGGGCGAGGAGCUGCAGCUGGCGGCAACAGGGGCUUUAAGAGGGCCGGACCCCGAUCGGAUCAUCCUCAAGAAGAUUGUGCUGUCGGGCUACCCCGUGUCAGUGAUGAAGCGCAAGGCAGUGGUGCGAUACAUGUUCCACCAGCCAGAGGAUGGCAGGUGGUUCCAGCCAGUGGAGCUCUUCACCAAGUACGGCCGGAGGGGGCGCAUUCGCGAGCCUGUGGGCACCAAAGGAGCAAUCAAGUGUGUGUUCGAUGGGGUGGUGCAGCAGCGCGAUGCCGUCUGCAUGGCUCUCUACAAGCGAGUCUACCCCAAGUUCCCCGUCCUGCCAGCCUCUCUUUGA